Molecule: messenger RNA, 2575 nt
Organism: Lotus japonicus
Lineage: Eukaryota; Viridiplantae; Streptophyta; Magnoliopsida; Fabales; Fabaceae
Product: probable methyltransferase PMT8
Exons: 8
Coding region: 398-2278 (626 amino acids)
Cellular component (GO): cytoplasm; endosome; trans-Golgi network
Molecular function (GO): methyltransferase activity
Source: RefSeq, a predicted model, not a curated record
AGUGUGACACAUACACACACCCUUGUCUUCCUCUUUAUUAUGACUUCCCAAAAUAGAAAACAGAAACCAAACACUGAGAUCUCUCUCAAGCGUUCUCUUUCAUAGUUUCAUAUAGCUAUUGCUAUUUUUUAGAAUCUUUUGUUUUCACUCCAAAUCUGAGUUCGAUCUGUUCUUUAACUUCCUUACUUAUAUUAGAUUUCAUCCUGACCCAGCAGUUAAUCUUUGAAUCAGUGUGUCGAUAUCUGACAAACCUGAUGAAGAAUCUUGAUUAAGUGGUUCUUUGGAUGGUGAUUUUGGUGCUUCAUGUCUAAACAAGUACCAUUGUUUUUUUAUCAGUUUUAGUUCAUAACUGAGCAGUGAAAAGUGUAUUUGGAGUUCUAUUACUUUGAACUGAUAAAUGUCGAGAGGCAGAUCUGAUGGAUCGCAAAAGAAGCGCUUAGUUGCUUCCCUUUGUGCCGUGGCAAUUUUUAUUGGUUUUCUAUAUGUAUACCAAGGAUCCAUCUUUGGUUCUCAAAACAGUGGUUCACCUGCACUUGAAUAUGGAAGCAAAUCAUUGAAAAGACUUGGGGCAUCAUAUUUGGGUGCAGAUGAGGAUGCUGCAGAUGGAAAGCAAGAUGAAUCUUCAUCAAGUUUUGCACAGGGAGAUGGGGAGGGUGAUAUUGUACCGAAGAGUUACCCCGUUUGUGAUGAUCGUCAUUCAGAGUUGAUUCCCUGCUUAGACAGACAUUUUAUCUAUCAAAUGAGACUGAAGCUGGAUCUUUCUUUGAUGGAACACUAUGAGAGACAUUGCCCUCCUGCCGAAAGGCGGUUCAAUUGCUUGAUUCCUCCCCCGCCAGGAUACAAGGUCCCUAUUAAGUGGCCUCAGAGCAGAGAUGAGGUGUGGAAAGCUAAUAUACCACAUACUCACCUUGCAACUGAGAAGUCUGACCAGAACUGGAUGAUUGUAAAAGGUGAAAAGAUAUUCUUCCCUGGAGGGGGUACUCAUUUCCACUAUGGAGCUGAUAAGUACAUUGCAUCAAUUGCAAAGAUGCUCAACUUCUCCAAAAAUAAUCUUAACAAUGAAGGAAGACUGCGGACAGUGCUUGAUGUUGGCUGUGGAGUUGCUAGUUUUGGAGCUUAUCUUCUUUCAUCUAAUAUCAUUGCAAUGUCUUUGGCACCCAACGAUGUGCAUCAGAAUCAGAUUCAAUUUGCUCUAGAAAGAGGAAUUCCUGCAUAUCUUGGUGUCUUGGGAACUAAGAGACUUCCUUACCCAAGCAGAUCUUUUGAACUUGCACACUGUUCUCGCUGCCGGAUUGAUUGGAUUCAAAGAGAUGGAAUACUUCUCCUUGAGCUAGACCGGUUGCUUCGGCCGGGAGGUUAUUUUGCAUACUCGUCUCCAGAAGCAUAUGCUCAGGAUGAAGAGGAUCUAAGGAUAUGGAGAGAAAUGAGUGCCCUUGUGGGACGUAUGUGUUGGAGAAUUGCUUCAAAGAGGGACCAAACUGUCAUCUGGCAGAAGCCUCUGACAAAUGAUUGCUACAUGGAAAGAGAACCCGGUACUCGCCCUCCUCUAUGCCAGUCUGAUGAUGAUCCAGAUGCUGUUUGGGGAGUGAACAUGGAAACUUGCAUCACUCCUUACUCUGAACAUGACCACAGAGCCAAGGGUAGUGAGUUAGCUCCAUGGCCUGCAAGAUUGACCAGUCCUCCUCCUAGAUUAGCUGACCUCGGCUAUUCAAAUGAAAUGUUUGAAAAGGACACGGAGUUAUGGCAAGGAAGAGUUGAUAAUUACUUCAAUCUCUUGAGUCCAAAAAUGUCGUCAAACACGCUGCGGAAUGUGAUGGAUAUGAAAGCACACAUGGGUUCAUUUGCAGCUGCUCUUAAAGACAAGGAUGUUUGGGUGAUGAAUGUUGUACCUCAUGAUGGACCAAGCACACUUAAACUGAUAUAUGACCGAGGCCUCAUAGGGAGCACCCAUGACUGGUGUGAAGCAUAUUCAACAUACCCCAGGACUUAUGAUUUGCUCCAUGCAUGGACUGUUUUCUCUGACUUGGAAAAGAAAGAGUGCAGCGCAGAGGAUCUAUUGCUUGAGAUGGACCGCAUGCUCAGGCCUACUGGUUUCAUAAUCAUCAGGGACAAACAACAUGUGAUUGAUUUUGUGAAGAAGUACCUCACAGCAAUGCACUGGGAAGCAGUUGCAACUGCAGAUUCCAGUUCUGACUCUGAACAGGAUAGCAAUGAAGUUGUUCUUGUUGUCCAGAAGAAAUUGUGGCUCACCACUGAAAGCUUUAGGGAUACAGAAUAGGACAACCACAAACACAUGCCCUCAGUGUUGGAAGCAGCCAGCAACUACCAUUUUGUAGCAUUACAUAAUUACAUAAUGUUCACAUUGCCCAUAUCCUUCUAUUGAUUUUCAUUUCAAUUUGCAUAUUUUUUUGUGAUAAUGAUGCAAGUUAUUAAGCCAAAUAGGCCUUAUGUCUCUAUUGGUUAUUCAUUAUUUUGCCCUUCAUUUUGGGUAUUAAUGUAAGUUACUUAAUAAGCAACAUAUAGUAUCUUGUGGUGACGGGUUAGGACUUGUCAUUAAUAUAGCAUACUUAUACAA